ACUCGGUUCCACGUUUGCGCUGCCCUCGAGCCAAUGAUGAAUCAAUCCUCAAGAUGGCGACCAGUUCUGAACGCACACCUCCGCCUUUUCCUGAAUCAGAGGACAUGGAUUUAGAUACAGAAAUGAGAGACGAGGAGAGCAACGAAAACGAAUGUGUUGUGGCAAGUGAGGAUGUGAUUGGAGCAGAGGCCAACAAUGCUCCAGAUGACAUCUUUUCUGAAUUACCAACUGACAAUGUCAUUAAUCCUUUAACUGAUUCCAUAAUCAAGUUAGACAUGGAUGCAAUUGACAAACAAGGUGAACAACCUGUUGACAUCGAACCAAAGGAAGAACCAAUCAAGGCAUCUGAUAGCAUUUUGUGGACACCACAGAGUACUGUGAGCAAACCAGAAGACAAUGUCAGAACUCCCCUUAUUGUCCAGAGUGAAUCUGUCAUGCAUAUGUUAUCUGCUGACCUCAUCAAUGAAUUUUCUUCUGAUUCACCUGGUAAAAUAUUGGAUGAAUGUGAACUUGAGACAGACAGUAGUACAACUUAUGAUCUGUCUCGAGAGACGGAGAACCCAAUUGGUGAACCUGUCAGUGAUAGUCAAAAUAUACCAGUGGUAGAUGUCCUCCUUGAGCAAGGGAGUGCUAAUUCUGACUGCCCUGGUAAGAUAUUGAAUGAAUGUGAACUUGAGACAGACAAUGGUCCAACUAAUGAUCUGUCUCAAGAGACCGAGACCAAACCAACUGGUGAACCUGUCAGUGACAGCCAAGACAUACCAGUGGUAGAUGUCCUUCUUGAGCAAGGGAGUGCGGAGUCUGACUGCCCUGGUAAGAUAUUGGAUGAAUGUGAACUCGAGACAGACAAUGGUCCAACUAAUGACCUAUCUCAAGAGACCGAGACCAAACCAACUGGUGAACCUGUCUUUGAUGGCCAAGACAUACCAGUGGUAGAUGUCCUCCGUGAGCAAGGGAGUGCGGAGUCUGACUGCCCUGGUAAGAUAUUGGAUGAAUGUGAACUUGAGACAGACAAUGGUCCAACUAAUGACCUGUUUCAAGAGACAGAGACCAACCCAACUAGUGAACCUGUCAGUGAUGGCCAAGACAUACCAGUGGUAGAAGUCCUCCUUGAGCAAGGGAGUGCUGUUGGUGAAAACUCAGCUGUGUGUGUCAAGGAACCACUGUCAGAUAUCAGAGAAGAACCUCCUUGUGACAACUUUUCAGAGUUGUUAAGUGAACCUGCCAGCAAACAACAGAGAGACCUCUUUGGUGACCCUUCUGACGAUCUUUUUAGUGAGUUGCUCAAUGGUACAGAUGAGCUACAGAGCUCCGACUCAACGGAUAUCUGCCGAGAAGCUAAAAACACCCUAAUCACUGGACCUCUGAGUGAUGACCUGGACAAUCCUCCAUCUGAUGUUUUAUCUGAGGACUGUGUGAUGAAAGUUACAAGUCCAAACUCUGACUCUUCUUCUGACAGUCGUACCAGAGAUGAGGAACAAGAUAUAUUUGCAGAGGCCACUGUUGAAUUAUCACUGGACAGUCCGGCAAUUGAAAGAAAGAGAGCUGAACCUUCCAGGCUCUUGCCAUCUGCUUCUUCCACCUCAAGCAUGUCCGAACAACGGCAAAAAAUACUGGAAGAGCAGGUUGAAGAAGAAGACAAGUUUGAGCUUAAUGUCUCUGUGACUAACCCAGAGAAAGUCGGUGACGGAAUCAACGCCUAUUUGGCCUACAGAGUAUCCACACAGACUACACUACCAAUGUUUAAGAGCAAGACCUUUGUAGUAAGAAGGCGUUUCAGUGAUUUCCUUGGGCUGUAUGAGAAACUCUCGGAGAAACUCUCUCAGAAUGGUUACAUCGUCCCUCCACCACCAGAGAAAAGCAUUUUGGGGAUGACAAAACUGAAAGUAGGGAAAGAAGACCCCUCGUCUGCAGAAUUUGUUGAGAAGAGGAGAGCUGCUCUGGAGAGGUUUCUCCAAAGGGUUUUGUGUCAUCCAUCACUGUUGCAGGACCCUGAUGUAAGAGAAUUUCUUGAAAAAGAGGAGUUACCCAGGGCAGUGAACACACAAGCAUUCAGCGGCGCUGGCUUCUUAAAGAUCAUAAACAGAGCCACAGAUGCUGUCACCAAAAUGACCAUAAAGAUGAACGAAUCAGAUAUAUGGUUUGAGGAAAAACUUCAGGAAGUGGAGGGUGAGGACCAGCAGCUAAGGAAACUUCAUGUCUUGGUGGAUUCACUUGCCAAUCAUAGAAAGGACUUGUCAGCUCAUACAGCGAUGUUUGCCAAAAGUAUUGGGAUGCUGGGCAGCUCAGAGGACAAUACAGCUCUUUCACGUGCUCUCUGUCAGCUGGCGGAAGUGGAAGACAAGAUUGAACAGUUGCAUCAGGAGCAGGCUGGAAAUGAUUUCUUCAUUUUUGCUGAGUUGCUGGCUGAUUACAUUCGUCUUCUGGGAGCAGUUAGGGGGUGUUUUGACCAGCGCAUUAAGAUGUGGCAGCGCUGGCAGGAUGCUCAGAACACACUUCAGAAGAAACGUGAAGCUGAGGCCAAGCUGUUAUGGGCCAACAAGCCAGAGAAACUACAGCUAGCUAAGGAUGAAAUUACAGAGUGGGAGGCAAGGGUGACUCAGUAUGAGAGAGACUUUGAAAGGAUUUCAGUAACUGUUCGAAAAGAAGUCAUUUGGUUUGAGAAGGAAAAGGCCAAGGAUUUUAAGAAACAGAUGCUAAAAUACCUGCAGGUCUUACUACAUUCACAAGAACAGCUGACAAAAUACUGGGAGUCAUUCCUACCUGAAGCAAAGGCCAUUGCUUGAUGGUGCAUAAGUCGGAGGAGAAGAGGUUCUUUUACAAUUGUUUACGUUUUGUCUAAAAGCAGAACAUAAAAGAAAUUAACACAAAUAACCAGAGAUGUCUAGCACACAUAGGUGAAAAUGCUCAGCACUGAAUUGAUUUUUUUUUGUCCCAUACAUAUUAAUAUUUUAUGACAAAAUUGUGAUAUUUUUGGUCAAAAUGACAGAUGGAAACUAGAGAAAAACGUAUUUGUCUCCCUGGCACAAUGACUUUUCUUAUGGCAAACAGGUAAGGGGUAAAAAGGCGAGUACAUUAGAAAGAAGAAAGUAGUAGAAAAAUAAAACCAACCACAAUUAGGAGGGUUCAGGGGCAUGUUCUUCUGGGAAAAAAAAAUAAAACAUAUUUGCUUUACACACUUAUUUCUAGUUAUUCUAGAUAAAGAAAAGCUGUAUAAAAACACAUACUGUAAAAGGAAUCAAUAGGGCCCAGAGCUUGAUUAGCUGGGAGUACCAGGGCCCAGUUGUUCAAAAAAUGUAAUCCGGAUUUGGAAAUUCCAUGUUUUACUAUUCAAGACCAGGUAAUCCGUUUUUCUUUUACCUCAGCUAUUUUGGAUUGGAUCACCCUUGAUCCACAUAUGAACUUUUUGGAUGGAAAAUGGAACGCCCCCUGAAGUUGUAAUCCUACUUGUCAGCUCAUUCAAACCCCAAGUACCCCCCGAGUUCAAAUUUCCAAGAUAGCUGCACCCAUUUAACAGUUAAUGAGAGCUGUACACUGUUCUGUCCUAUUUGCGUUUUAUUACAUCAGUUGUAGAAAACAAUACUGUCCAACUAUGUUGGUUCAACCUCUAUGUCGCUAAGUUGUUGCUAUGCUGCUACAACAUUUGUUUGUGUAAAAUACUACUACUAAUAAUAAUACAUUUUGCUACCAAAUGGUAGCAUUUUGUUCUUACAACUUGUUAACAACUGAAACGCAUCCAACUCGGUUUUACAUGGAUGUGACAUCAUAAUUAAUUAAUCAAUCAGAAUUAAUCUGCUGUCAAUUCCAUCAUAUAUUCCAGGAUUGUAUUCCCAGGAGUGCCCAACACCCUUAGUUCUGAACAGGGCAUUUAGUUCCAUUUGAAAUCAACGUUUGGUGGUGCCAGCCAUUUACUCUUCCCUCACAUUCAUUAAUUUCACCGUGGUCUCAUAGGCAACAACAAAACAGUUCUACACAUAGCUAUUUACUUUCACUACUGACUGACAAGGGGUUACAAU
Alosa sapidissima (American shad) is the source of this 4016-nucleotide messenger RNA. It is a transcript of the gene snx1a, whose product is annotated as sorting nexin 1a. The transcript has 15 exons. Gene Ontology annotation, biological process: early endosome to Golgi transport. The record is from RefSeq and is a predicted model, not a curated record. Gene Ontology annotation, cellular component: endosome membrane; endosome. Lineage: Eukaryota; Metazoa; Chordata; Actinopteri; Clupeiformes; Clupeidae. Gene Ontology annotation, molecular function: phosphatidylinositol binding. The coding region runs from base 54 to 2786 and encodes 910 amino acids.